This is a messenger RNA of Prorocentrum cordatum, 477 nucleotides long. NCBI's taxonomy places the organism in Eukaryota, Dinophyceae, Prorocentrales, Prorocentraceae. The record is from the annotation of a GenBank genome assembly.
AUGACCCUAUCGCAACAGGUGGCAUUCCUGCAGCGUGGACUCACAAGCCUCGCUCGGACGCUGGUAAUGCGGAUGCCUCCAGUCGUCAUCAAUUUCGGCGCGGGGUCCGGCGGUGUCCGCGCUGACCCAGUCACAUGUCUCCUAUACUAUUUGGCCCAGCGGCCCGAGAGCCCAGAUGGCGAGAGACAUCUCCAACGAGGCCUCGAGCUGAAGAUUUUUCGUGCGCAGCCGCGCAAGCGCAUCGACAGCAUCUGCGCCAGAUGGGGAGAUGCCAGGGUGAAGGCUGACGCACCGGGCGUCGGCCUCGACGCCUUUCAGCUCCCAGUUGCCACCCUGGCGAAAGCCUUCCGCGCCCAACUGGAGAUGUUGCCGCUGAGCGGCAUAGCGCCGCGAAGCCAAAAGCAGCACGACGACCUUUUGGAGGCGUCGCGGCGACGGCUGCAUAUUUCGGAACGGACGCCGUCCGCAUGCGUCCCG